This is a messenger RNA of Empidonax traillii (willow flycatcher), 6102 nucleotides long. RefSeq names its product leucine zipper and EF-hand containing transmembrane protein 1 (gene LETM1). Gene Ontology annotation, cellular component: mitochondrial inner membrane. Bases 16 to 2295 code for a protein of 759 amino acids. Lineage: Eukaryota; Metazoa; Chordata; Aves; Passeriformes; Tyrannidae. The transcript has 14 exons. The record is from RefSeq and is a predicted model, not a curated record. Gene Ontology annotation, molecular function: ribosome binding; calcium ion binding. Gene Ontology annotation, biological process: intracellular monoatomic cation homeostasis.
CCGCCGAGCGCCGCCAUGGCGUCCAUGCUGCUGCAGAGCUGCGGGCGCCGCGCCUGCCGCCUGCCCCGAGCGCUGCGCCGCCGGCCACAGCCCGGUAACUUGGGAGAUCGGGCGUGUCUUAGCUGCACAUCCCUGCGGCUGGCAAACAAGAUGACUGUACACUUUAAAUAUUGCACUAGUGUCCCUCCUGUUUACGCAUUCUCCAAAAAAGAUCACUACUGUUGUUGGACUAAAGGAUCUGGACAAAUAUACUUUACUCUUACGAGCUCUUCUGGCUCAUGGACGCCACUAGCAACCCUGGGUGUUUUAGGUCCCCAGUAUCUCCCAGUUAGAUGGUGGCAUUCUUCACGUCCCCUUCAAGAUGACUCCAUAGUUGAAAAGUCACUGAAGUCCUUAAAGGACAAAAACAAGAAGCUGGAAGAAGGAGGUCCUGUGUAUAGUCCAACAGAAGUGGAAGUUGUGAAAAAAUCUCUUGGACAGAGGGUUGUGGAUGAACUGAAGCACUAUUACCACGGUUUUCGAUUACUGUGGAUUGACACCAAAAUAGCUGCAAGGAUGCUCUGGAGAAUCCUGCAUGGAAACACUUUGUCUCGUCGAGAACGGAGACAGUUCCUUCGAAUAUGUGCCGAUCUUUUCCGCCUGGUCCCUUUCUUGGUUUUUCUUGUUGUCCCAUUUAUGGAAUUUUUGCUUCCAGUAGCUCUUAAGUUGUUCCCUAAUAUGCUUCCCUCUACAUUUGAGACAAAGUCUAAAAAGGAGGAAAGGUUGAAGAAAGAAUUGAGAGUAAAACUUGAAUUGGCUAAAUUCCUUCAAGACACCAUUGAGGAGAUGGCAUUAAAAAACAAAGCAGCCAAGGGAAAUGUGGCAAAAGAUUUUUCAACGUUCUUUCAAAAGAUCAGGGAAACUGGUGAAAGACCCAGUAAUGAGGAGAUCUUAAGGUUCUCUAAACUGUUUGAAGAUGAGCUGACACUGGACAAUCUGACCAGGCCUCAGUUGGUGGCACUUUGUAAAUUGCUGGAACUUCAGUCAAUUGGGACAAAUAACUUUCUCCGCUUCCAGCUGACUAUGAGGUUGAGAAGCAUAAAAGCAGAUGACAAGAUGAUUGCUGAAGAAGGAGUUGAUACCCUGACUGUUAAAGAACUGCAGGCAGCUUGUCGUGCCCGAGGGAUGAGAGCUCUUGGUGUGACGGAGCAGCGUCUCAAGGAGCAGCUUAAACAGUGGUUAGAUCUGCACCUGAACCAGGAAAUCCCGACUUCAUUGCUUAUUUUAUCCAGAGCCAUGUAUCUUCCAGAUACCCUUUCUCCAGCUGAUCAGCUCAAAACAACACUUCAGACACUACCAGAUAGUGUUGCCAAAGAGGCCCAAGUGAAAGUGGCAGAAGUUGAAGGUGAAAAAAUAGAUAACAAAGUUCGUCUGGAAGCAACGCUUCAGGAAGAGGAAGCCAUCAGAAAAGAAAAUGAAGAAAAAGAGAUGGAAAGAUUGUCUGAAGCUGCAGAGAAAGCCAAAGAAACCCUUGAAGUUGCAGCUGUGAAAGAGGUGGAACCAGCAGUAGAUCUCGAAGCAGCUGCUCUGCAAGCUAAAAAAGUCCAGGUGGCUGUGGAUACUGAAAAAGAACUGGCAAGGGCAGAUGUGGCUGUGCACUCGGAGACACUGAUAGAUACAGCACCUGUGUUGGAAGGCAUCAAGGGCGAGGAAAUCACCAAGGAGGAGAUUGAUGUGCUGAAUGAUGCUUGCACCAAGCUGCAGGAACAGAAAAAAUCACUAACUAAGGAGAAGGAGGAGCUUGAGGAAUUGAAGGGUGAUAUCCAGGAGUAUAGUGAGGAUUUGCAAGAGAUAAAAGAGCUCUCUAAAACUGGCCAGGAAGAGGCAGUAGAAGAGUCAAAGGCGAGCAAGAGAUUGACAAAGAGAGUCAACCGAAUGAUUGGUCAGAUAGACAAAAUUAUUGUUGAAUUAGAGACAAGUCAAAAGACAGUGGAUGAAAAGCUGGAUGGUGCUGAUGUUCCUGCUGGGGGGAAUCUCAUCAGUAUUGCUGAACUAAUCAAUGCAAUGAAACAAAUUCAGAAGAUUCCAGAGGAGAAGCUAACUAGGAUUGCAGAGGCACUAGAUGAAAACAAGGAUGGAAAAAUUGAUAUAGAUAAUGUUGUUAAGGUAGUAGAAUUGAUUGACAAAGAAGAUAUUGAUAUUGGCACUAGUCAGGUUGCUGAGAUUAUGUCACUGCUUCAAAAAGAAGAAAAACUGGAAGAAAAAGAGAAAGCAAAGGAAAAACACGACAAAGAAGCUGCAGAAGCAAAGAAUUAAGCUUCAGAAUCUGAAGCUAAUGCACUUGUAACCAAAAUCUUGUAUAUCUUUGUGUCUAAUGGCUACAUAUUACUUGAGCUUUGUGAUUAUGGGAAGUGUUUUGAGCUGAUUCUGGUAAUAAAUCGUAGAUGCGUUUUCUGACAUAUGGAAUGAAAUUUCCGUUCAUCAGAGAAGUGAUUUACUCUCAUUCCAUACUGAUGAAAACAAAAUAUGCUUUUUUAGCAGUGCUCCUGCCCACAGAAACAUGUAUUUGCACUCAUUGUUGUGGUACAGUGAUCCAUUAAACUUGGAAGUUUGCUGUAUAAAUUAAGUGUAUGUAUCAUGGAAAAAUGUUUCCCAUUUAUUUUCUUUCAUUGUUCCUUGGGGCCCAACCUUGCUCUGCUUCUACCUUUUAGCUUUUUCAGAAAUUAAAACAAACUUUCUGUUCUGUCACAAUAUUACAUAUUUUGUAACCUGUUAGUGAAGAUUCUGUGGCUUCAGUAGUAGCUCUGUAGACAGUGGCUUUUUUAAGCUAAAUAUCACUAAACUGUUGCCUCACUGACAGAGAAUGUGGCAUUCUGAUCACUUUUAUGAAUUCAUGGUUAUUAUUUUUUUCUGUUGAAGGGAAAAAUCAGAUUUUUCCCUAGAAUGAAAACAUGGCAUGAAGUUUGCUACUUAUGGGUGCCUUAAAUUUCUUAAGACUAGGGAGUAGAGUGUGCUGCUUCUACUCAAAAAUCCAUGAAUUGUUAAAGCAUUGGAAUCACAGGAGCCUUUAAAACAGCUUCAGAACACAAUCUAUCACAUGGUAAAGUGAGUUAAAGUGUUUUUCUGAAUAGCAGAGUGAAAAUAAUCAUAAGAGGGAAAUGUCAGUUGUGAUCUUGCAUAUAUUUUUUUAAAAUGCAGUUACCUCUGCACGCUUGGUUUUCAUUUGAGAAUUAUUUACACCAUAACUAGUUCUCUUACCUCUCAAUUUUCAUCUCAGGUAUAAAGUCAUUAACCAGCUGUAGUCAGAGUACCUAAAUAUGUUCAUCUCAUGGCUUUCCUUGCUGUGCAGUCAACAAGUCUUGUCUGGUGUUGCCAGUGCUUUAAUUACAUAAUUGGUUUUCUAAUUAAUUGCUUAUAGUCACUGUCUUUAACUGUGUGACUAAAUACUGGCAGUAGGUCAAGUUUUGCUCAUUAAUGUUCCUUCAUAGUAGUAAAUUUUAAAGUUUUAAAACUAAAAUACUAACUCUGGGAUGUCCCAUAAUUUUUGGUAGCCUAAAUUUUCCACUUUUCUUAAAAUCUUCUAUAAAAUACACAUCGUGCCGCUUGAACCAGCAGGGUUGUGGUUUGGUUUUUUUAUUCUAUUUUUAUUUUGCACCCAGUAUUUUAAAAUGUAUGAACAGUCUUGAUUUUGUGUACACUAUAGAGAGCACAUCUUACAAUGGCGCUGUACACGGUGAUAGUAAGGUGGGCAGUUAGUAUUUAAUGCUUUUAGUCAUAGUUGCAUAUUUUCGUAGAAAAUGUUGACUCCCAAGCGUCUUUCAGCAUAAUUCCAUGUGCAGUAUUUAUGCAGAUUGGCUAAGUUAUUUGUACAAACUUAUUUGAAGUUAGUGGAACAAGAGAAGUUUUGACAGUCUCAUGGCUUGCAUGACGGACCAUUGUAUUUAGUUGUUUCCAAAGCAAUAUGUACAGUGAGAUGUACAAUUCUAGAAAAAGAGUCAGUGUCUUGUUCAACUAUUGAGUUCCUAUUCUGUACAGUUUGCAAAGAAAGCUGCUCACAGCAAGGUCCUCCUGAGAAUUACUGUAACUGCAUCUGAAGUGUGAAAUUGCUGUGACGAAGCUGAAAUUUCACAUCAGUACAAUCUUUGUGGCUCGUGUAUCCCUGAACAAGGGGGCUGUUCUCUUCCUCAUAAAUCGGGGUUAACUUGGAGAUUCCAGCACGGAAGUCACUUUGUAGAUUUUUGAAGAUCAGACUUCACUAGGUGCUCUUUUCAGGCCAACACUUGGAAGAAACUGAAAGAGUGAAACUCAUUUCACAAAAGUACAAUCUUGAAACUAAUUUAACAUUGUGCAAUUUACGGUCAGAAUGAGUGGGCUUUGAAGUAUGCGAAAUUUUGCUGUUGCAUACUUUCAGUUUGAAAGCAAUGUACGACAAUAUUACUUGACAUUCCUGAAACACGGAGAAGAUAUUUUAAAAUUGCCUGCUACCUUUCAUGGAAUAUAAAAACCUAAGAAUUGUAUGCACUUGAAUGCAUGCAGAUAUAAAACAGGGAUGUAGCAGAAAAAGCCGUUUUCAAAGGUUUAUUGAUUAGAGUUUUACAGAGCUUUAACUGUCCUCACAGUAAAUUAGCAGAUUGUAGUAUUUGGGAGUUUAGGACAGAUGCUGUUCUGCAUUUACUGUUCACUUAAAUUUUCUGUGGAUUAAAUAAGAAGGGAGCCAAAAAUAGCUGAUUUUUUUUUUUUUUAUGAAGAACAUGCUGAUUAAAAUAAUUGUCAUACAUUUAAUGAACAUUUUUAGCUCUUGGACUUGUUUGAAAUUUGGCGUAUUGUGAAAUCUCCACAGGUUACAUAAAAUUCAUUGAAAUGUCAAAUCACAAAUGCCAGUUUUUCUGCUGUCAUCAAAAGCAUUUAAUGGAUGCAUCAAGCAUAGCAAAGGAUUUUCACGGGUUAUAUCUUCCUUACGUUGUUGAAAGUAGGCAAACCCAUGACAGCUGGACUUGAACAGCACAUUUUCUGAAAGCUUUACAGGAUUAGGAAGCCCUCGAUGAUCCACUUUUGCCCGGUUGUGAACCUUCCCAAGCAGCUCUGUCCCGGCAAAGCAGACAACUCCAGCGGAUCAGUGGCUUGAGGAUGAGCUUUGGAUAACGUGCUUGGUUGUCUUUUGUGUUGACCAAAAAACCAGGAGCUGCAGUACUUUCAGAGAAAGGAUGACUUGCGAGUGUACAGUAACUGGUCAGAACUUAUUCCUGAAUGAAUAUUUAAUCAGGAGGUGUAAAUAUUUCUUAAAGUAAUUAAAGGAUGUGUGAAAUUUUGGUGACUAUGACUUACACAGGCAAAGCCUCUGAGCUCAGAGUUAGAUAAUUGGUAAGACCAUUGUUGCGAUUCUUACAGAUUCAAAUAAGAUAAUUUUGACUAUGAACUAUUGGGGGGGGGGGAAUGUAAAACACAAAAAAAGCUUUUUUAAAAAUCCAUUUAGCAACAGGGAAAAGAAGCAGAGUAGGGUGCAAUUUCUUCUUCCCCUUCAAAACAAGUGGGUUAUACGACCUGUUUUAUUGAAAAACUUGUUUCCGUUUCAUCAUAACUCAAAAGAUGGUUUUUACAGAGAUUUUCAUCACUGACUGCAUGCUGUGAGAGUAAACCUGCCUGCAAGUUAAGUACCAGAGAGCUGACUCAGUAGGAGGUUUUCAGCAGGACUGCAUGCAGGCAGAGAAUAGUCUCUUGCCAGGAUAGUACCUUACACUUACAUAGGCUUUGUCUGGGGGGAAAAGUUACGUUUUUUAUACAACUCCAAAAUACUUCUUGUAACUUUAUAUCUGCAUACUGUGCGGAUCAUAUAAACUUUAGCUACUUCAGCAUGUAUUUAAAUACUUUUAAAUUGUUAAUAUAAAAAAAAAUUGGGUAUAUUUAAUUAAAAGAAUAAUCCCAUAUUCUGUCCUUUGUAUGUAUUCUGAGUUUUGCUUUUCAGUUGAUGACUUUCAGCCCGUUUUACAAAUUUAAGUUGAAAAUCAUUUGUCUGUGCUCUGAGCAUACUGGUCCUGUGUUUGCCAUAACGCAGUAUAAAAUUUUUAUGUUAAUUGGAGCUUGUGUCCUUUGUUUAGUUAAAAUAAAAGUAUCAUUUUGAAACCU